AUGGCGGCUGUGGGCAGAGCCAUGAUCCUGAGCAUGCCCAGUGCUUUCUGUGAUUUGUCCACAGUGAUCAUGCUGGGCCUCUGCCCAGCUCUAAUAGAAUAUUUCAUCCAUCCAAUCCAGUGUGUGUCUCCUAACAGGCUUGCAAGCAAAGUCACCACUUGCCAUUCACCCCAACAAGAUUCCACUCUAUAAGAUAGUAUCUCCAUCAAUGCUGGUUUUGCAUUUAACUUGUAUUGGAGGGUCAUCGUGGAGACCCCAGGUCACAACAUCAUCUUUUCCCCCGUGAGCAUUUCUGCAGCUAUAGCCAUGCUUUCCUUUGGAGCAUGCUCCACAACUCAAACAUAAAUUCUGAAGGGCUUGGGGUUUAACCACACAGACACCCCCAUGGCAGAACAGCAGAGCUUUUGGUAUCUGAUCUGUUCACCUAGUUUUCCAAAGAAGAAACUGGUGGGAAAUGCCCUCUUCAUUUGGAAGCAGCUGAGACCACUGGCAAGCUUCUUGGAUGAUAUCAAGAGCAUCUAUAAGACUGAACUCUUUUCUACUGACUUCUCCAAUGUUUCUUCAGCCCAGCAGGAAAUCAACAGUCAUGUACAGAAGCAAAUGCAAGGGAAAAUUGUGGGCCUAAUCCAAGACCUGAAAUGAAACAGAGUCAUGGUCUUGGUGAAUUAUAUGGAGUUUAAAGCACAGUGGGCAAAUCGUUUUGAUCUAUCCAAGACAGAAGUCAGUGCUAACUUGGACAAGACCACAGUAGUGCCCAUGAUGCACCAGAUAGAACAAUGCUACCACCUGGUGGACGGAGAACUGAACUGCACAGUGCUGCAAAUGGACUACAGAAACAAUGCGCUAGCUCUCCUAAUCCUUCCCAAAGAGGGACAAACGGAGUGGGUGGAAGCAGCCGUGCACCCUAAAACACUGAAGAAAUGGAACCGGUAACUGAAGAAUGGGUAA
Messenger RNA from Ochotona curzoniae (black-lipped pika), 948 nucleotides. RefSeq names its product serpin family A member 7 (gene SERPINA7). Gene Ontology annotation, biological process: negative regulation of endopeptidase activity. The record is from RefSeq and is a predicted model, not a curated record. Lineage: Eukaryota; Metazoa; Chordata; Mammalia; Lagomorpha; Ochotonidae. Gene Ontology annotation, molecular function: serine-type endopeptidase inhibitor activity.